Messenger RNA from Fusarium oxysporum Fo47, 1300 nucleotides. Its product is annotated as eukaryotic cytochrome b561-domain-containing protein. The transcript has 2 exons. The record is from RefSeq and is a predicted model, not a curated record. Gene Ontology annotation, molecular function: transmembrane monodehydroascorbate reductase activity. The coding region runs from base 230 to 982 and encodes 250 amino acids. NCBI's taxonomy places the organism in Eukaryota, Fungi, Ascomycota, Sordariomycetes, Hypocreales, Nectriaceae.
AAACGAAAACACGAAUCUCUGUCAUUGUAAACUUCUCACUUACAUACGUGAUCUAUCUGCAUUUGCGAAUCCCCUCCAAGUGCAUGCGCAGUUGCUAAGCCCGGGACGUGAACAAGUGGCCAUAGAGUUCGACUCGGCACCUCUUUACCUGUUAUUUCGUUUGCAGAUCGUAUACACAAAGCUUGAGUCUCACGCUCAGAAGACAGCUCUUCCUGUUAGUUCGCUCACAAUGGCGAGUGCUGCAGGUGUUCCGGAGCGAUUCCCUCCAAUCGAGGAUUUGUCAGCCAGAGAAACUGAGCCUCUCCUUGGUCGACCUGGCGAUGCUGCGCAAGAAGAUGGCGUCCCCUUGAUCAAGAACCUCGUUCUCGGUACUGGGAUAGUAGCUCAGCUAGGCGUGGUCCUGCUCACUAUUCUGAUCUGGGCAAGCGUCCUCUCUAAGCCUUUGAUCCUCUUCUCAGCUCACCCACUCCUUCAAUCUCUCGCGGUUCUCACCCUGGCUCAGUCUGUUCUAAGUCUGCAGCCGACUCAUACGGCAGAGCAGAAGCGCGUCGGCCAGCGCGUACAUGCCAGUCUCAACCUCGUGGCCUUCUUGAUCCUUGUUGCUGGCGUGACCAUCAUCGAGUAUAACAAGAUUGCAAACAACGGUCCUCACUUUCACUCUGUCCAUGGAUAUCUCGGUGUCAUCACUUCUAUCGUUCUUCUCCUCCAGUACGGUGUUGGUUUCACCAUGUGGGCUACCCCAGCCCUGUAUGGCGGCGUGGAUAAUGCCAAGGCUGUCUGGAAGUAUCAUCGCUGGAGUGGAUAUAUCAUCUUUGUUCUGCUCUUGACUACCGUCGUUAGUGCCGUCGAGACAGAUUACAACCAUAAUGUACUUAAGAUCAAGCUGUGGGCCGUGCUCUUGCUGGCUAUUGUCACUUUGGUGGGUGUUGUGCCUCGGAUUCAGAAGCAAAAGCUCGGCUUCCCAGGUCCUGGCUCGACUUGAUCAUCCUUGGUCUAUAUCGCUUGACCACUGCUGGAAACCCAAUUGCAUGGAAUCUGUAGGUCAUACUCCCAUGUUCGAUGAGUUCGCAUACAACCUUAGAACACGGCGUCUGGUGUAUGUUCUCAGUGUUUGGAACCGUCCUGAAAGCUUUUGUACGGCGCCUCUGGCACAAUUAUGUGAAGAAUUUGCUGGGAGAAGUCGCGCCUCUCGCUGCUAUCAGCGAGUGAGAUCUCAUCACGUUUAAUACUAGUUCUCUUUUUCCGCUUUUUUUUAAUUAGGCAUCGACGCUUAACUAAUACAAUCUGAUCAAUUUACCAG